AUGUCAGUGUCGUGGUUGCCGCCAUUGGGCCGACUAAGAGUGGUCAAAUUGGAGUCAACCCCCCUGGGGCUGAACCUACGACACAACUCUCAGUACAUUGCGAUAACAAUUGUCACGUCUGUUGGUUCGGGAGGGACAGCGGUCGCGACCGUCACGAAUGCUGUCACUGCAUCGAAGAAUGCCGCCGGCGGUCUGAACAUCCUGCUGAGCCCCGGACUCAAGGCUAAGUUGGAGGCGAUAGCGAAGGAGAUUGACGGUGGCGAGGCCGAUGGUGGAGCUGAGUCUGCCCUGGAAGAGACGAUCAUCUUUUCAUCAGAGGAAGAAGCCGAAGCUAUAGGUGCAGCUCUUUCAGGCGGCGAAGCAGCGGCAAAUGCAGCUGUCUGGGGGAGCUCUACGAUCACAGCCGGCUCGUUUUGGGCCUGGGUUUGGGGACAUAUCCAAAACGGCAAGGCAAUCCCCAACGCAAAUGAGAUCCCGAAGGAGAGCAUCCACAGGGUUACCAAGACCAAAACAUCCACCAGGAGCACUUCAACCUCAAGCAGCAGCUGUUCUGCAGGAACUCAGCCAUCAUGCGACGGAGACUGCAAACCGACCAGUGUCAGGGUUGAAGAGCCCAAGGUUACAGGCUUGGUUGAUUGGGCUUGUUCUGAAGGCAGAAGUAAGGGGUGCAACUGCUUCCCUUGUGUUGUUACCCAAGUCACCAUUUCCGACGUCGUCUUUGAGCAGGCCGUCCUCGAUGCGUUAAAGAAUAUCAAAGAAGAGCCCCAACAGCCUCCACAGCCCGAUAUCAGCAUCGAAUGUCCCGGCAAGCUCACGAAUGUUCCCAGCAAGUUCUUUCUGGAGAACACUUCGAAGACAUUUUGCGAAAGGGUAAACGACGAAGACGUCUGCAGAAGUGCAUGGGAUAAGCUUGUCAAGAGCAACUGUGGAUCAAAUCAUGGCUCGGCAGGAGUCCGCAUGUUCAGAAAGGCGUCUAUUGACGUGGGCUGCGGCAACUUCACAUGGGAGGUGGAGAAGAUGGCAGAACCUGCCCCGGAACCUGCUCCUGAACCUUCCCCAGAACCUGCCCCGGAACCUGCCCCGAAGCCGACACUCGGUGUACGAGAGUGCAAUAAGCAAUACGAACACCUCGACGUGAAUGGCAAAGCUCAGAAACGGUGGUCUUUCAUAGGUUGCAGCCUUGAAGCAAGAAACAAGAAAAUGAAGGAGGGAGAUGGAGACAUCCACUGGUAUGGCCGGCGCGCACCGGAACGAGGCAACUGGAGAAUCACUUGGAUCAACGGUUGCAAGGACGCCGUUGAGCAAAGCGCUGAGUUUCCUAUUGAAGGUGAUAAGAGCAUCACCUGUGAGAGUAUCAUGAGAGACAACUUUCUAUCUUGCAACAACGGCGGAACUGGAGGCAAGAUUGAAGCCGGUUGCUUGCGGUAUGAGUUUUAUCCCGACAAAAAAUGA
Messenger RNA from Colletotrichum gloeosporioides, 1452 nucleotides. RefSeq lists its product as uncharacterized. The record is from RefSeq and is a predicted model, not a curated record. Bases 1 to 1452 code for a protein of 483 amino acids. The transcript has 8 exons. Lineage: Eukaryota; Fungi; Ascomycota; Sordariomycetes; Glomerellales; Glomerellaceae.